Molecule: messenger RNA, 729 nt
Organism: Symbiodinium sp. CCMP2592
Lineage: Eukaryota; Dinophyceae; Suessiales; Symbiodiniaceae
Source: the annotation of a GenBank genome assembly
GAGACAUGCGCCUUCCUUCUGCGCGAGGGUAAGGUGGAUCCGAAUCCCUUGGACAGAUUUCUUCAUACUCCCCUGGAUGAUGCAAUCCGGCACGGUCACAAGGAUGUGGCGGAGCUGCUGAUCAAAUUUAAGGGAAGACCCUCCACCGACGACGAGUACCUCAGCACGGUCCGCGAUGAGUUCUUGAAGCAGAUGGAGGAGGAAAAGGCACGCAAAGACACUGACAAGCUGGACAAGGAGCUGAAGACGCACAAGUUCUCCGAGGUUUUGGAGCGAUUGGCACGGCUCCGUUCUGAUCUAGAGGACGACGUGUACCAAUUCAUGACCUCCGCGGCCAACAUCCGCUACGAGCUGUGCCGCAUCCUCCACAUGAACAUGCAUGAUGAGUCGAGCCGUACCAGGGCUGGCUGGGACAGGUUGACGCAACAGCUCCUCGAGCUUGAUAGCAGCGCCUCCCGGAUCCUGAAGACGAUCUCCGGCGACGUCUUCCCCUGGCUGAACUCAGCUUGCAACAACUUUCACACCCGUGGUCUGGUGUUGCUCCUCCUACCCAACUUCUCAGACCAUUUGUCGAAGUUGGUGGUCGUGCUGAACCAUGUGAAGGCGCUCCUUCCUCGGCUCAUCUCACAGCUUGUGUCCCCCUCCGGGCUUGGCUACGACUGCCGCGUCUUCGGCCUGCUUUGCCAGAGGCCACCGGGAGUUAGGUGGUUGAGUGCUCUAGGGGUUUAG